This is a messenger RNA of Gadus chalcogrammus (walleye pollock), 3875 nucleotides long. RefSeq names its product tyrosine-protein kinase ABL2-like. Lineage: Eukaryota; Metazoa; Chordata; Actinopteri; Gadiformes; Gadidae. The transcript has 13 exons. Gene Ontology annotation, molecular function: protein binding; ATP binding; protein tyrosine kinase activity. Gene Ontology annotation, biological process: regulation of apoptotic process; protein phosphorylation. Bases 475 to 3045 code for a protein of 856 amino acids. The record is from RefSeq and is a predicted model, not a curated record.
UUUUUGUUGAGUCUUUUAAAAUGUCUGUUCGACCACACCAUAGCCAGUUUUAACAUGCAUUUGUUAUCUAUUUAAAAUCAAAAGAAUAUUUCAAACAAUCUCGUGAAGCUAUUUCCUUGUUGUUGCGGUUGGCAUGGUGUUGUUUUCGUCAUAGCCCAGUCUCGAGGUAUAAAGUUAUGCGUUUCAUGGAGAGGGUGUGCCUCGUCCCUGUUUGGAAAUAGCAGGUGGUUAAGGGUGGCAUGUCAGAAUAUCAUUCCUGGGACGUCAUAUCAUGGUCCUUCGACGUCAUGAGACAUUAUUUACCUGUUUUUCCUAGCUGCUUCUGGCCCCGCCCUCUCCUUAUGCACACACCCCCACACAAUCCAAAUCCCUCCCCCACAGUGGCUACCUGCUUGGGGUCUGCACGCCGUGUUAGAUCAGUGUGUGUGUCUUGUGCAUAGCAGCACUCCAGUGGUUGUUCAUAGAGUAAGAUAGAUGAUGAUGUUAUUUUUAUUUUUUUGUUGCCUAGUGGUGAGCAGCAGCUUUGAGGACCAGUUGACCAGUCUAAAUGGAUCGCCCCCCCUAGAUUUGGGCCAGGCCAAUGGGCCCCAGGAGACAGAAGCCCUGCCUCGGCCCUUCGGCCUGGACUCGGACGCGCUGACUGAGGCGGUCGAGAGCGACCCUAACCUCUUCGUGGCGCUCUAUGACUUUGUGGCCAGAGACGAUAACAUGCUCAGCAUCACCAAAGGCGAGAAGCUGCUGGGCUACAACAAUGGCGAGUGGAGCGAGGUGCUCUCCAUGAACGGCGAGGGCUUGGUGCCGUCCAACUACAUCACGCCCGUCAACAGCCUGGAGAAGCACAGCUGGUACCGCGGCCCCGUGUCGCGCAGCGCCGCCAUGUACCUGCUCGGCCUGGACUCGGCCGAGCUGACAGAGGAGGUACGCUGGCGCUACAAGAAGAACCUCCGGGGGACGGCGGAGAGCGACCCCAAACUCUUCGUGGCGCUCUAUGACUUUGUGGCCGAAUACGAUGACGAGCUCAGCAUCACCAAAGGCGAGAAGCUGCUGGGCUACAACUAUGGCGAGUGGAGCGAGGUGCUCUCCAAGAACGGCGAGGGCUUGGUGUUGUCCAACCACACCACGCCUGUCAACAGCCUGGAGAAUCACAGCUGGUACCGCAGCCCCGUGUCACGCAGCGCCGCCAUGUACCUGCUCGGCCUGGACUCGGCCGCGCUGACAGAGGAGGUACGCUGGCGCUCCAAGAAGAACCUCCUGGGGACGGCGGAGAGCGACCCCAACCUCUUCGUGGCGCUCUAUGACUUUGUGGCCACCGGCGAUAGCACACUCAGCAUCACCAAAGGCGAGAAGCUGCGGGUGCUGGGCUACGACAAUGGCGAGUUCAGCGAAGUGCGCUCCAAGAACGGCCACGGCUGGGUGCUGUCCAACUACAUCUGGCCCGUCAACAGCCUGGAGAAGCACAGCUUGUACCGCAGCUCCGUGCGUUACUCCGCCGAAUACCUAUUCGGCAUUGUCUCGGACGCGCUGACGGAGGCGGUACGACGGAGCUCCGAGGAGAACCUGGACAGGGCGUCGGAGAGCGACCCCAACCUCUUCAUGGCGCUCCAUGACUUUGAGGCCAGCGGCGAUAACAUGCUCAGCAUCACCAAAGGCGAGGAGCUGCGGGUGGUGGGCUACAGCAAGUGGAGCCAGGUGCGCUCUGAGAAUGGCCAGGGCUGGGUGCCGUCCAACUACAUCAUGCCCGUCAGCCUGGAGAAGCACAGCUGGUACCACGGGGCCGUGUCGCGCUCCGCCGCCGAGUACCUGCUCAGCUCGCUUAUCGACGGCAGCUUCCUGGUGUGGGAGAGCGAGAGCAGCCCCGGGCAGCUGUCCAUCUCGCUGCGCUACAAGGGCUUCAGCUACCACUGUUCGGGUGUGGUGGAGGAGGAGGAGGAGGAGGAGGAAGAAGUGGAGGGACUCGUGUGCCACUACCGCAUCAACAUGUCCUCUGACGGAAAGGUGUACCUGACGGCGGAGAGCCGCUUCGCCACGCUGGUGGAGCUGGUGCACCACCACUCCACGGUGGCAGACGGCCUGGUCACCACGCUGCACUACCCGGCGCCCAAGCGCAACAAACCCACCGUGAACGGCGUGUCGCCCAUCCACGACAAGUGGGAGAUAGAGUGCACGGACAUCACCAUGAAGCACAAGCUGGGCGGCGGGAAUUACGGCGAGGUCUACUUGGGCAUCUGGUUCAAACGUAGUCGUCGGGUCGCGGUCAAAAAGAUCAAGGAGGACACCAUGGAGGUUGAAGAGUUACUGAAGGAGGCGGUGUUGAUGAAAGAAAUCAAACACCCCAACCUGGUCCAACUUCUAGGCGUGUGCACCCUGGAGACUCCCUUCUACAUCGUGACGGAGUACAUGCCCAACGGCAACCUGCUGGAAUACCUGAGGGGGUGCGACCGCGAGGAGACCAACGCUGUAGUGCUGCUUUACAUGGCCACGCAGAUCUCCUCCGCCAUGGAGUACCUGGAGAAGAAGAACUUCAUACACGGGGACCUGGCCGCCAGGAACUGCCUGGUGGGGGAGAACCACGUGGUGAAGGUGGCGGACUUCGGCCUGAGCCGGCUGAUGACCGGGGAAACCUACACAGCCCACGCCGGCGGCAAGUUCCCCAUCAAGUGGAGCGCGCCCGAGGGCCUGGACAACAACACCUUCUCCAUCAAGUCUGACGUGUGGGCGUUCGGGGUGCUGCUCUGGGAGAUCACAACCUACGGCAUGUCUCCGUACCCCGGGAUCGACCUGUCCCAGAUGUACGACCUGCUGGAGAAAGGCUAUCGCAUGGAGCAGCCUGAGGGCUGCCCCCCUAAAGUCUACGAGCUCAUGAGGGCCUGCUGGCAGUGGAGCCCGUUGGAACGGCCUUCGUUUGCUGAGAUCCAUCAGGACUUUGAGACCAUGUACCAUGGUCUCAAAGGCAUAUCUGAAGGUACAGCCCACAUCAGAACCCAGCGCGCCGCCGAAGAGGAGGGGAACAGUCGUCCACAACGACUGCCAAAACAAGAGCUAUAAAGAGCCCUCCUUCUAACAAUUAGUGUUUAUGUAUGUUGUGUUAUUUGGAUCAUCAUUAACAUGCAAUGGAUUAACUCAUUCCCAUAUGCCCAUAUCCCGUAUGAAAGUGCAAUUGUUUCAUGCUACGUUUUGAUAAAAAAAAAUAUAUUGUUAUUGUUUUUAUGUUGUAAUGUUCUGGUAAAAAAAUAAGUGUUUCAAUUUGAUGUCCUUCUUAAAUAUUAAUGUAUUCAUUUUCUCAUUAAACCUGCCCACAACUUUAUAUCAGUCUGGUUUUUAUUCAUGAUUAGAAAUUAUCAAAAACAAUGUACUUAUUGCAUUUACCUUAAGUCAAAUGCACAAAACCGUGAAUGAAAAUAAAAAGACUUUCUCAUCCUUUUUCCCAACCUUUUUUUUCUGUCCAUUAUUUAAAACAAAUCAUAACCCCUUUGACAAGUAUGUUAAAUAUCUGUAGACAAAUAUAACAUGACUAUAGAAACAUGAAUAAUACGAUGAUCUAUAAAAUAACUUUGAUUAGUUUAACGAUUUUCUGAACUACACAUAUUACCAAGGCUCAUUCAACGGAAGUACAAAUCAAUAAUUCACCUCAUGAGAUGACCUUUCACUCUCUCGGUCUGUAAAAGUUUUGACAUAAACGGUCCCUAGCGCUUAUAAAUAAAGUUACGCAACAUCCAUUCUGCUCAUAAUGGAGAUCAGGCGUUUGACAGGUUUACUCAAUCUCAGGGCUUUUUCCCCCUAAAUGUUUCUCCCCCGGGCCAAUCGUCUUCCUGUCUUACACAAGCCACAGUUGUAAAUCAUCGACCUCUGCAUCAAAUAUUCCCCUCUAUUUGCCU